This is a messenger RNA of Protopterus annectens (West African lungfish), 1170 nucleotides long. RefSeq names its product retinaldehyde binding protein 1 (gene RLBP1). Gene Ontology annotation, molecular function: phosphatidylinositol bisphosphate binding. The record is from RefSeq and is a predicted model, not a curated record. The transcript is spliced from 6 exons. Gene Ontology annotation, cellular component: membrane. Bases 10 to 936 code for a protein of 308 amino acids. Lineage: Eukaryota; Metazoa; Chordata; Ceratodontiformes; Protopteridae.
ACUUUCCGAAUGGUCCCUGAAGAGGAGCAGGCUCUCCGAGCAAAACUUGAACAUCUAACUAUUGGAGAUCAUGGGCCAGUAUUUGGAAAAUGUGAAGAAAUUCCUCCACAUACACUGCAAAAGGCUAAAGAUGAGCUGAAUGAAACAGAAGAGAAGCGGUACAAAGCUUUGAAGGAGUUACGCCAGCUAAUACAAGAGAAAGCUGAGAGUGAAGACAGCCUGCGCAAAGACAUAGUCACCAAGAUGAAAGACAAGGAUGACGCUUUCUUCUUAAGGUUUAUUCGAGCAAGAAAAUUUGAUGUCAACAGAGCCUACGAACUUCUUAAAGGGUAUGUGCAUUUUCGUCAGCAGUAUCCAGAACUUUUUGAGAACCUGACACCUGAAGCUGUUCGUAGUACUAUUGAGGCAGGCUAUCCUGGAAUUCUGCCAAGCAGAGACAAGUAUGGGCGCGUGAUCUUGAUUUUCAAGAUUGAGAACUGGGACUACGAAGAGAUCACGUUUGAUGAGAUCUUGCGUGCAUAUUGUGUAAUUCUGGAGAAACUCCUGGAGAAUGAUGAGACACAAAUCAAUGGAUUCUGUAUCAUUGAGAACUUUAAAGGUUUCACUGUGCAACAGGCGUCUGGUAUCAAACCUUCUGAACUUAAAAAAAUGGUGGACAUGUUGCAGGAUUCCUUCCCAGCUCGAUUUAAAGCAGUACACUUCAUCCACCAGCCUUGGUACUUUACAACUACGUAUAAUGUGGUGAAGCCCUUCUUGAAGAGCAAGUUAUUGGAAAGGGUCUAUGUUCAUGGAGAUGAACUAGAGGAGUUCUACAAGGAGAUUGAUGAAGACAUCCUUCCAGCUGACUUUGGGGGUCGCCUCCCCAAUUAUGAUGGCAAAACUACUGCUGAAAAACUCUUUGGACCCUGGAAUGAGACAGAAGAUACCUCCCUUUAAAUGAAACCACUAUACCUUUUAUCUCCAAAUUGCUCAUCAAUCUGUUAUAGAGAAUGGUCAGACUUUGGAGCUUAAAUGCUGUAUUUCUGUGUGAACGAAACCUUGCCCAGCUUCUAGAGUUAUCCCUGUAACAAUAAAACAGACCCAGGACAGUUAGCCAAUGCAUUACUGUACUAACAAGGUGUGUGUGUGUGUGUGUGUGUGUGUGUGUGUGUGUGUGUGUGUGUGUGUGUG